CCCUGGCAUCAAUGUAUCUGAGAGGGACUUUGCGUACGGAAGGACUACCGCUGUUGGACGCUUUUGAGGAAACUUUCUUUUUUGGCUACUAAGCCUCAACCUUUCUGUGUGGAAAUACAAGCUCAGCGCCCGAAGUCGACUGUAAAGAUGCUGCUCCUGCUUCUGGGAAUCAUCCUACUGCACAUCGCUGCGCUGGUGCUCCUGUUUGUGUCAACGAUUGUCAGUGUGUGGGUAACAGGCGAGACUGGGACCUCAGACCUGUGGCAAAACUGCUCCCUGCUUUCCAAUGGACUUUACAAGUGUGACCCAGCAUCAACUGGAGAGUGGAUUCAGGCGGUCCAGGCUCUCAUGAUCCUGUCCAUCAUCUUCAGCUGCCUGUCUCUCUUCCUGUUCUUCUGCCAGCUCUUCACUUUGCAGAAGGGCGGACGCUUCUUCCUCACCGGAACCUUCCAGAUCCUUGCCAGUCUGUUUGUGAUGUGCGGUGCCAUCAUCUACACGGUGAUGAGUCCGGAGUGGGUGCCGUCGUCAGCCUCCUUUGGGUACUGCUACAUCCUGGCAUGGGUGGCCUUUCCUUUGGCGCUGAUCAGCGGGCUCAUCUACGUCAUUUUGAGGAAGCGAGAAUGAGCCAACCCUCCACCCCGGUGUUCCUAGCACCCCCCUGCCCAACUGCAGCAACCCCCUGAUUGUCAGCAGCCCCAGGAACCACCAGGCUAACACAUCCAGAUCUCAUGAGGGGGAUUAAUACCAAAAAAAAGAAAAAAAAAGUAAACCUGCAAACAAAACCAAAACAACCAAUACUGUCUGUUUAAAGAUGUAUAUAGUAUCUAUGGUUUAAAACCUAUUUAUAACACUUUUUACAUAUGUGUACAUAGUUUUUUGUUGCAGAUACUCGUAUGAGCUUUAUUUUAGCUAAGUGCCUCGGUGUUUGUAAUGAUAAUUAGAUGCUAAUUUUUGUGCUUUAUUGUUUUCUCUUGGUAAUUAAAACAAAACAAAACAACAGCAUUAAAAACAUUUCUUGAAGUAUUAUAACCAAAGUGCAUGUAUAAAAAUCGAAGGUUGAAAACUUGCUGACAGGCUAGCUUGAUAAAAAGAAUGGUAGCAUCCGCAAACGUAGCAUAGCCACAAACUAGCGAUUCGGUCAUUUUCUAUGUGAAGUUUUUUUUUUUCUUGUGUUUUUCUAUUUCUUAAGUUCAACAAAGAUGGUGCUAUGUAUUUAUCAUUCCUAUUACUGACAGCAAUCAUUUACACCAGAGUUACUUUGUUAUUGUGUACAGGCAACACGUUGGUUGCCAUUAACCCGAAUGACAAGAGGUACAAUAUACAUACUGUACCUGACCGCGUACAUAGGGAUCAUAGCCUUUUUCACAUUGCAGUGUCUGAUCUGCUACUGUAGAAAAAAUAAGAAAAAAAAAAGUUUGGGCUGGUGCACUGAUGAGAUCAGGUCACUUGCAAUGUCAGUAUUAUGGUGAAAUUACUGUACGAUAAUUUUUAGAUAUUUGCUUGAAUCUUACCCUAAUUGUAAUGUUUAUAUUCACAAAAAGUAAAAAAUAAAUAAAUAAAUCAUAACACUGUGCAGAGUUGUAGAACAGAGUUGAAUUAUACUCUAGAAUUAAACGCCACUGAUUUGAAGCCAUAUAAUAAAGUAGGACAAAUGUACGAUUAACUCUCAGAAGGCCAGAGAGGUUUGCAGUGAUGCUACAAAUGUCUUUUACAUACUUGAAGUUUAACAUGCUGCAGUCUCUGCUCAUAUAUAUUAUCUUCUACUGUGUAAAAAAAAAAAAAACUGUGUGUGUUCUGGUUAACUGAUAUUUGUGACAAUCUAUCCUAAACACUCACUUAUUCAAUAAACUAGCUAACUUGUAUCAUAUUAUCUAAUACUGUAUUCCACUGUUACAAGGGACGUGAUGCAUGCAGGGGUGGAAAAAUGUAAACAGUUUGUUAAAGGACAAGUUCACUUUUAUAUUAAAACAACAUAAUCAAGCCUGAGUGUUACACUCACCUUUGAUAAUUUUGUUGCAUUGGAGAAAUCCCUUUUUCUACAAGUUGUUCAAGAGGGAAUACAUAGGUACUAAUGGAGUACCUAGAGCUCUAAAUUAACACAAACCACAUCAAACCACAUUUCUUUUUGUUUCUUUUUUUAUCUUUAAACUGCAUGGUGCACUUGAAGAAUCAAUAUUUGCCAUUGUGGUUUAUUGUUAAAUAAAAUUUGGGGGAAACAAUGCUACAGCUGUACACUAGUUGGGUAAUAGUGGUCACAUUAGCUACAAGUGACAGAGGCAAAGUGACGUCUUUGGCAGGGCCAAAAUAGACCUGAAGUCUAUUUUAUGCAAAUACUGAGCAACGUGACACAGUGACUGCCAAUCAGAGCGAAUUGGCAGCGCAAUGUCAGCUGGGUUGUUCACUUGAACGAAACAAUCCAAGAUGGCAGAAAAUGCUCUGAAACUGCUGCUUUUCUGUACAAAUGUAACAUAUUUCUCAUAUGUUUUGUAAAAGUUAAGGGGAAAUAAGCACUACUAUCACUAAAAACAUUGUUUUUGUAACCAGAUAAGACCUCUGACAUGAUUUACAAGACAUGUUAUGGAGAUGUAGCGGGCAUCAAGCAACAAAGCCAACUGCGUGUCGCCGCCGUUAGAAGUUAAUGUGACCAUAGCAUACAAUUUAUGGUGGUUAUUUUUUGUCUUUUUUGAUACUCAUAAGGAUAGAUACAUGCUUGCAAACAAUCUUUCAUGCUUUACUUCUAAAAUAACUUCAUAUAAAUUGGGAUAUUAGCAAAAAGUGCACAUAGCUUACCCUAGCGGAUCGUACAAGCUAGGUUGUUAGCAUUAUUUUGUUGCUAUUUUCAGCAUAUGCUGGAUUUUUGUAACUUCUGUGGUGCCUGCCACAUUUCCUCAUUUAUUUAUUCCUAAAAAUAAUAAUAAUGAAAAAUAAUUUGUCAAAAGCAUGUGGAACACUCAGAAGCUUAAUUGCUAACAGUAUUUUAAUAGUGGAUGGUAAAAGAAAAAAGAAGUGAACUUAUCCUCUUAAAUCCAGUCAAAGUACAGGAAUGGACAUUAAAACAAAGACAUUUAUUGCUAUAAAUCUGAGUAUUUGAGGCUUUGCCUGCAGCGUGUCUUCAUGUAUUUACUGUACCCUAGUACCCUGCAGUAUGUUUUCAUGGAUUAAAUGAACUCUCAUGUGCUUGUAGUUGCAGUUGCUGUAUAUAACUGGUGUUCCACACACAGCGCCCAAUGCCAGUUAUUCAAAUCACGCAACUCGUGUUUCAGUGCCUCUCAGAACUCUGAGGACUUGGACGUGUUUUCUGACCUCUCGGUGAGACAUGUCUUGUGAGGUCCUGUCACAUCUUGAACCAGACUGACGUAGAGUGCAGUGGAUUAAAGUAUUUAAUUCACAUUGUCUGACUGUGGCCUUCGCUAGCAUGUGCGCAGUGGUUUAGCAGGACGCUCGCUAUUCGAGGGUUCAGUUGGAAGAGGUGCCCUCUAAUGAUGACUGCCCCUUGUGUGAAACUAUAAACUUCAUUUAUCUCUGCCGUGUUCACGCCUCAACUAUCUUGAGUUAAAUCAUUAAAGGAUGUUUCUUACCACUGCA
This is a messenger RNA of Thalassophryne amazonica, 3585 nucleotides long. It is a transcript of the gene pmp22b, whose product is annotated as peripheral myelin protein 22b. NCBI's taxonomy places the organism in Eukaryota, Metazoa, Chordata, Actinopteri, Batrachoidiformes, Batrachoididae. The record is from RefSeq and is a predicted model, not a curated record. Gene Ontology annotation, cellular component: plasma membrane. The coding region runs from base 148 to 624 and encodes 158 amino acids. The transcript has 5 exons.